ACUGAGAACUCCGCUCUCGGGGCAGCUGUCCACGGUUCUCUUUUAAGGAGCCACUGCGCCCUCCAGUGGAGAAACGGCGGAGGAGCACCAAAGGGGAGGGCGGUUGACCUUAAUACCGCCUCCGAAGGGCGGGGAGAUUUCAGAUCCCGCCCCGUCUAGACCCCCACCCCUGACGCAACCUCGUCCUGCAGCUCCGGUUGGCUGGCUUCUGUGCGUGAGGACGUUGCGUCGUGGGGCGGGGCAGAUGAGCGGUGUCCGUGGGGUCUCAGCCGUAUGCCAGCGAUCGCCGCCCCCAGUGUCGUGCGGCUGCCGCCUCUCGCCUACUUUGAGAGGGGAACCGGCGACGGCCGGGGCUUCGGGUGGCCGCGCAGCCGCCGGGCGUCUCUCCUCAGCCACCUCUUUUAGCUGGCGGCUGUCCUCGAGCGGGUCGCGGCCGGGGGAAGAUGGCGCCCACGCCGCGCGGCGUACUGGAGCAGAUGCAGUUGGGCUAUGGGUCCGGACCGCUCGCGCGGCUCUUCUUCGUUGCGCAGGUGCUGCUGCUGCUGCCCUCCGCCCUGGCCGGUCCAUGCCCGGGACCCUGUGUCUGCCGCCCUCCACUGCUGGACUGCAGUCGCAGGAAGCUGCCGGCGCCCAGCUGGAGGGCGCUAUCGGGCCCGCUGUCCACCGAUGCCGCCACCCUGGAUUUGAGUCAUAAUCGAUUGUCUAACUGGAAUAUCAGCUUGGAAUCACAAACAUUACAGGAAGUGAAAAUGAAUUACAAUGAACUAACAGAAAUCCCCUAUUUUGGAGAGCCAACACCUAAUAUAACUCUACUUUCAUUAGUCCAUAAUUUCAUCCCAGAAAUAAAUGCAGAGGCAUUGCAGCUUUACCCAGCUCUUGAGAGUUUAGACCUCAGUUCCAACGUAAUAUCAGAAAUCAAGACAUCUUCAUUUCCUCGAAUGCAGCUUAAAUACCUGAAUUUGAGUAACAAUAGGAUAUCAACCUUGGAGGCUGGUUGCUUUGAUAACUUAUCAAGUUCCUUAUUAGUGGUAAAGUUAAACCGGAACAGAAUUAGCAUGAUUCCACCUAAAGUCUUCAAGCUGCCUCACCUCCAAUUCUUGGAACUUAAAAGAAACAGGAUUAAAAUUGUAGAAGGUCUUACUUUCCAAGGGCUUGACUCCCUAAGAUCAUUGAAGAUGCAACGGAAUGGAAUUAGCAACCUUAAAGAUGGAGCAUUUUUUGGCUUGAAUAAUAUGGAAGAAUUAGAACUGGAGCACAAUAACCUCACUAGAGUGAACAAGGGCUGGCUGUACGGCUUACGCAUGCUACAGCAACUAUAUGUGAGCCAGAAUGCUAUUGAGAGAAUCAGCCCUGAUGCCUGGGAGUUUUGCCAGAGACUGUCUGAACUUGAUUUGUCCUAUAACCAGCUGACCCGCCUUGAUGAAUCUGCCUUUGUGGGUCUGAGCUUACUGGAGAGAUUGAAUUUAGGGGACAACAGAGUCACUCAUAUUGCCGAUGGUGUAUUUAGGUUUCUUUCCAAUCUUCAGACACUGGACUUAAGAAAUAAUGAAAUUUCAUGGGCCAUAGAAGAUACUAGUGAAGCCUUUGCUGGACUCACAAGUCUCACUAAAUUAAUCUUACAAGGAAACCAGAUUAAGUCAAUUACAAAGAAAGCAUUCAUUGGUCUUGAAUCCCUUGAGCAUCUAGAUUUGAACAACAAUGCUAUAAUGUCUAUCCAAGAAAAUGCUUUUUCUCAGACUCACUUGAAAGAGCUUAUUCUGAACACAAGCAGUUUGCUCUGCGAUUGUCAUUUGAAGUGGCUACUUCAGUGGCUGGUUGAUAACAACUUCCACCAUUCUGUGAAUGUAAGCUGUGCACAUCCUGAAUGGUUAGCAGGGCAAAGCAUCCUGAAUGUGGACCUUAAGGAUUUUGUCUGUGAGGAUUUUCUGAAGCCACAGAUAAGGACACACCCUGAAACCACAGUUGCUUUAAGAGGCGUUAAUGUGACUCUGAGGUGCACUGCAGUGAGCAGCAGCGAUUCUCCCAUGUCUACUCUGUGGCGCAAGGACAGUGAAAUCCUGUAUGAUGUGGAUAUUGAGAAUUUUGUUCGUUAUCGGCAGCAGGCUGGAGAAGCUCUGGAAUAUACUAGUAUCUUGCAUCUUUUCAAUGUGAAUUUCACAGAUGAAGGAAAAUACCAGUGUAUUGUUACUAAUCACUUUGGUUCUAAUUAUUCUCAGAAAGCCAAACUAACUGUCAAUGAGAUGCCAUCUUUUCUUAAAACUCCAAUGGAUUUAACUAUUCGCACGGGUGCCAUGGCCAGAUUAGAAUGUGCUGCGGAGGGGCACCCUGCACCUCAGAUAUCCUGGCAGAAAGACGGCGGCACUGACUUCCCUGCAGCCCGAGAAAGACGCAUGCAUGUCAUGCCCGAGGAUGAUGUCUUCUUCAUCACCAAUGUGAAGAUAGAAGACAUGGGGAUCUACAGCUGCAUGGCUCAGAACGUUGCGGGUGGCCUCUCGGCCAAUGCCUCUCUCACUGUCUUAGAGACACCAUCAUUUAUUAGACCUCUGGAGGACAAGACAGUCACUCGAGGUGAAACAGCAGUGUUACAGUGUAUAGCUGGAGGGAGUCCUGCCCCUCGCCUCAACUGGACUAAAGAUGACGGACCGCUCCUGGUUACAGAACGACACUUCUUUGCUGCAGCCAACCAGCUUCUCAUCAUUGUAGAUGCUGGGCUAGAAGAUGCUGGGAAAUACACCUGCAUUAUGUCAAAUACUCUUGGGACGGAACGGGGACACAUUUACUUAAAUGUCAUUUCAUCCCCCAAUUGUGACUCUUCUCAGAAUAGCAUCGGCCACGAAGAUGAUGGCUGGACCACAGUUGGCAUUGUCAUCAUUGUUGUGGUCUGCUGCGUUGUGGGCACCUCUUUGAUCUGGGUUAUUGUUAUUUACCACAUGAGGAGGAAAAAUGAAGACUAUAGUAUCACAAACACAGAGGAGCUCAAUCUGCCUGCAGACAUUCCUAGCUACUUGUCUUCCCAAGGAACACUGUCUGAACCACAGGAGGGCUACAGCAACUCUGAGGCAGGCAGUCAUCAGCAACUUAUGCCUCCUGCCAAUGGAUACAUACACAAAGGCACUGAUGGUGUCCCUGGUACCCGGGUGAUCUGUUCAGAUUGUUAUGACAAUGCCAACAUCUACUCGAGGACCCGAGAAUACUGUCCGUACACAUACGUCACUGAGGAGGACGUUCUAGAUCAGACACUGUCCAGCCUCAUGGUCCACAUGCCCAAGGAGACAUUUUUGACUCACCCUCCCCAAGAUGCAGCUGCUCUGGAGAGUCUGAUAUCCUCAGUAGACAGAGACCUGUCUGCCUUUCCCACCAACCACGAGAGGAUAAAUGAGACUCUUCCUUCCACACAGAUGACCAAUGAAACAUUGCAGCAGCCUCUGUGGAACAUGGACAGAGAACUGGGCCUGCUUCCCUUUUCUCAGACGCCUGCCCUUGAGUCACCUCAAGUUCAUCAACAUGAGGGCCUGGUAGAGAGAGAUCCAAACUGCUCUCCCCCCAUGUCCUGCCACAGGCUACAUGACCACAGUUUUGAUUUUAGUAGGACUCGGAACAUUCAAGAUGGUAGUGAGGGCACAUGAAGCCCAGUCCAGGAGGAAACUGGGCAGAGACGCAAGUUAGUUAAUUUUGUAUUUACUACCUCAGAGUUGAGAAGAAACCCAGAGUCAGCAUUUGCAUUACUCUUUGUUUCUAAUUACAUCUGACCACACCAAGGUAGGUCUGGCGUUAGUUUGACUUAUACCUGGUGAAGAAAGGGUAACAGCUGACAGACAUGUUAUCAAGUGGAAAAUGCACAGCACUGGCAGAGGAAGACACGGGCAGGUGUCCUUCCUGAUGGCCCCACUGGAUUGCGUCAGGAAGAGUCUUUGCUGCUUAGCCUGGAUUGUCCCAGUCCUGAGCCUGAGAAAGCAUCGCCACAUUGACAAUCUGCUUUGCCUUCCAAGGAACAAACAUGCUCUGGAGCCCUCUGGAAAGUAUACCUGGGAUUCUUCAGUGGUGUUAAGUAGACAGUAGAGACUGAGGCUUUGAUAUUCAAGGUCUUAAGCAAGAAUCCCAAGUUUGACCAACUGGUACCAGGUCAAAGGUUUUUGUAUUCUUGUGAAAUUUUUUUUUUUGUCCCUAUUGACCAGGGAUGUUAUUGUAAAUAUAUGUGCAUUUAUAAAUAAUUUUUCUAUUCAUUGACCUUGUGUGUUGGCUGCAAUGUAAAUGUUUUUUUGUAUGCUAAAAUUAUAUAUGUCUAGUUACUAUAUUGGCAGCAGCUUCUCAGUUCAGUUCACAGACAGACUUUGUAUAAUUUAGUUUAGUGAGAUCCAAAAAGUUUGUUUAACAGAGUUCUAAAACUCUUUGUUAAGAAGUACAUUAAUGGGACAGGCACUUAGUGAUUGUGUGCACACAAACACAGUCUUGGUGUAAUUAACUACUUACUCCCUGCUCGAAGGUUCGUGCAUGUAAUCAUUUGCCACCUAUUUAUAGGUGCCAGGUGAUAAUCACUUUCCAGCUUCAAAUGUCUUGCUCUUUCAGAGCCUGGCAACCUUGUCACGGCCGAAUGAGCAUAGGGGAUGACUUGUUUGGGGACUGUCUUCUUUCAGUAAAGUACUGUGUUGACAAGGAAACCAAAGAUUGCUUUUUUUCUGUAUUCAAUCCUUUACUGAUGUAGAGAAUGUCUUAGGAGAGCAAGUGUGUUCUUGGGAGUUGAGCAUACAGAAGUUCCUGCACUGCCAACUUCGGAGUGGUCCCUUUUUUUUUUUUUUGUCUUUUUGAGACAGGGUCUCUCUGUAGCCACAGCUGUCCUGGAACUCACUAUGUAGACCAGGCUGGCCUCGAACUCACAGAGAUCCACCUGCUUCUGCCUCCCAAGUGCUGGGAUUAAAGGCGUGCGCCACCACGCCCAGCUACUGGAGUGAUCUUUAUUUUAUACAAGCUAUUAUUGAAGCCAAAGAGCUUUCUGAAUUUCUGGUAGCAAAGAGCUCUAUGUAUACACAAAGACUAACACUAAAGAAAUGUUCACAUUUCCCCAGACUGUUUAUUCCAUGUGGAACCCGAGUUACCUGCUAGAUGGCUCUAGUCCUCUGAAAGCUCACCCUGUAAUCAUUGUCUGUUUCUAGGGAUCCAAAUGCACAUAACUCCUCAGCUUUUUGUCAGAAAGGUCAAAUAGAUUUCAUACCUCUUCAUACUUGUUUUAAUCUUACAUUUUUCUCUCACAGACAGCAGCCCUUUGUUAGUUUUUUUUUUUUUAACUUUUCUUUGAACUGUCACAUUCUCUUCAUUUUCACUUUGAACUUUAAAAGUAUAAGUUUUCUUAUCCGUUCAGCCUAUAAGCCUUCUUCCUUUUGAACUGUAUUCUGGUUUUAUGCUGGUCUGACUAGGAGUUAGGAAACUUGGCUUCCUUCUCCACCCUGCUCUUCACUAGCCAUGUGGUCCCUAGACCCGAGUCCUCUUUUAUGGGAUGAGACUGUUUACUGGCUGCUCUAAACCUUUUUCCAGCUGUAAUGUCCUAUGAAUCAGCACUUCCCUCCGGGAACCAAAGAGAAUUGUGCUCCUUAAUAAAAAACUGCUUUUGUGAACUAUUUGUUAGCCUAGAACAAGAAUGAUGCUGCUUGCUCUGACUCGAGCCAUAUUUAUUUCCCCUAUACAGGAGUAAUGGUCUUCUAAGAAAUGCUCAGUUGGAAAAAAAGUCCUCUGUUUCUAAACAGUCUCAGUAAAUGCAAAGAAUCCUGGCUGAGUUGAAAAAUCUCCCUUUGCUCCCUGGAACAGCAGGUUUGUUGUAAUGUAUGUAUAAUGGUGUUACAGCACACCAGAGGACCAAAUCUGUGAGGGCUGUGCUAAAGCUAAUUUGUACUGGUGUAUGUCUUACUUUCACACUGUGAAGCAUCCAGAAAUCUAGUGCUCUCAUUCAGUCCGAUUCUCCAGAGUGGAAAGUGGCCUUGGGGCUUGGCUGCUAGGGAUUAUGCUUGUGAGCAUCAGCGAUCACUUGUCAGGGUAGAAGGCAGACCAUCCAACUGUCCUCUAGAAACUACCCAGGAGUAUUGCCUCUGUGCUCCACCAUUGGUCCUUCUGUGGUCUCCUGGGGGUGUUCUUCAUUGUGUUGGCUAGAUGCUUGAACUGUCACCCCAGAUACUCCCUGCGUGCCCAAAUAGCUAGUCAGGAAUCUGUUUACAAACAGGAAGGGUCUACCUCUGGUCUUAAAAUAAUAAUUGUUAUCCUAGGAAAAGGAAUUCCUGAAACAACUUCAUUGCAUAUGCUUUCCACUAAAUAGUCUUUGCCCUCUGGCUCCCCCGCACUUCUUCCUAGCAGAACAGUGCUUAGUUAAUCUAGAACACUGCAAAGUCAGGCAAAUGGAAUGCUCAGAGAAAUCAUUUCUCCCCUGCAUUUCAGUAGGAUACAUAACUUCUCUUAAUUUGUGCCCCUCUUAAGCUGUUUCUCCAAGUCUACCUAUAAGAAGUACCCUUUUCCUUGAGCUCCAGGCCUUACUGGCACAGGAUCUGCACCUAAGCCGUUGGCUUUCUGUUAGUUGUAUCUUCACAUUCAGGCUGCUGUCCAGAACUGGAAGUACCUGAAACCUUCCCCAACAGAUAGUUGCCCCUAGAGGUGCACUCAGAAUGCUAUGCAUGGGUAUUUUUUGGUAAGGUCACUUUAACGUUUAAAAAAAAUUGGUUGCACAUUGCCCAUUGAGGGAUUGUAAAAGGAACCAUGAUGUCUAUCAUGAGUCUACACCAGGCAGUUGAGGCACUGUCAUCCAAUUUCCUGUGAAAAGGGUGACAUGCUAGAAGUCUUUACUUACAGGUUGUCAUAUGAAAUGACAGGACAGAAUCUACAGAGUGGUGUGUGUUCAUAUCCCAAUCUGUAUAAGCUAACCCUGAUGAUUACAUUUAUCUAAUUAAAAUGAUCUGCCUUUUGAGGGAAAGGCAUGUGUAGAAACUGAUCUGUUAGUCAUGCUGAAGAGAUUUCUGCAUUGAGAUCGAGUGUGUGUGGGCAAGAUGACGCUGAACAUCUUCCAUUUAUCAUCAAAAAUCGCCAAAUGCAACGAUAGGCAGUCCUCCUGCUUCAGCCUCCCAAGUGUGGGGAUUAUAGGUGUGCCCACUAUGCCUGGCUUGACCAAGUUUUAUUGUUAUUUCUUAACCUAUGGGACCCCCCCCCCCAACUAGAAAGGAGUUGGUGUUAACGGUGUUCAGUUUUAUACUUAAUAUUUUACCCAAAGGUGUCAGUAUGGCCUUUCCUCAUGGGUUCAGUAUCCAUCGACAUGCUAGCAGCGUAACGAAGUAACAGAUGUAGUUGUUGAUGAUGCUGGGCGUUGAGCCCAGGGCUUUGUGCAUGCAGUUUAUACUGAGUUCAGCCCGGUAUUUGUUGUCUUUAUGUGAAACAUGCUCCAUCUUUGGACUUUUUUCCUUUUGGCAUUACUGGAGAUGGAACCUAUAACCUGCAUUGCAGGCAAGUGCUCUCCCUCUGAGCUCCAGCUCCAGCUGGAACUUUGUUCUUAUUGUUUUGAUACAGAUGACAUGGUAAUUAUAAAAACAAUGGGACCAUAAAAGUUUGAGCUAUGUUUUGCUUUUUCAACCUUCAAGCGCUUUUUUUUUCUGUUAUCUCUUUCCCAGUCCAGUUUGGAGGUAUGCUCCCCACCUCUCCUCCCACUUUAAACGUUGUGUUUAGUUUAUAAUCUAAAUAUACAGCAGUUAGCCUCCCUUCUUUUUUGGACAUUUGCCUGGGUCAUUGACAAAAGUUAUAUGUUCUGAGUUACCAAACUGCACUUACAGCAUCUGAAAACCCAAGACUCACCUUAGGUUUGUGAGAAAGAGGAAGGUGUGUGUGUGUGAUGCACUGGGCAUCAAACCCAGUGGUCUUGCACAGUCCAGACAAGUGAGCUGCACCAGUCCCUGGCGGUGUUGAACUUUAAGAGUUAGGAUUUGGAUCCACCCUCUCAAGGUUUCAUGGUAUUUUCUUCCAGUCCGGAUAAGUCCCCAAGGGGUGGAGUGUGACUGAAGAGCAGCUCGACUCUCCCUGUUGGAUGUGAGGAGUGAAGUAGUCUUGCAGCAACUGUUUGGAAAGAAGCCGAUCUUGAGGUGAUCAAGUACUCUAGAAGUAUCUCUUGGCUAUUUAAGGUGGCCUCUUGGUCCACAGAGGGACUUAUUUCUACUUCUACUGUCCUCUGUUAGUUUUUUUCUCCCAUUAGAGGAGGUCAGGUUGAGCAGCUCUGGUGUUAGACUUAUAUAAAGAGAAAUAUAAGCCAAGUUGUUGUUCAGUGUGGCCCUUUCCUGAUACCAAUUAUAUUUUCUCACUUAAGAAUGUAUAUUUUAUAGAGCAUGUGUUUGUCGACUUGUCUACUGUAAUAUGUCUUCAAUAAAGCUGAAACACAC
Nannospalax galili (Upper Galilee mountains blind mole rat) is the source of this 8396-nucleotide messenger RNA. RefSeq names its product leucine rich repeats and immunoglobulin like domains 2 (gene Lrig2). The record is from RefSeq and is a predicted model, not a curated record. Lineage: Eukaryota; Metazoa; Chordata; Mammalia; Rodentia; Spalacidae. Bases 444 to 3626 code for a protein of 1060 amino acids. The transcript is spliced from 18 exons. Gene Ontology annotation, molecular function: protein binding.